Messenger RNA from Micropterus salmoides (largemouth bass), 1398 nucleotides. Its product is annotated as V-set and immunoglobulin domain-containing protein 1-like. The annotation marks the transcript as partial. Gene Ontology annotation, biological process: epithelial cell morphogenesis; maintenance of gastrointestinal epithelium. The transcript is spliced from 6 exons. Lineage: Eukaryota; Metazoa; Chordata; Actinopteri; Centrarchiformes; Centrarchidae. Gene Ontology annotation, cellular component: plasma membrane. The record is from RefSeq and is a predicted model, not a curated record.
AAGGGUGGAAGUAUCCUACUCCAAUGUAUGUUUGUGACCACUGAGCAGACUACCGGCCUUAACAUCCAGUGGGAUUUUAUUUCAUCAUCCUCCUUGAAGGCACAGCAGGUGUAUUACUAUCAAUCAGGAAUGGAUGUCAUCACAAAAUCUUAUGAGGGCAGGCUUCAGCCUCCCUCUUUCCCUAACGCAACCAGAAACGCCUCAAUAGUAAUAAGCAACAUGCAACCAUCAGAUACCGGAGUCUACACCUGCGAGGUUCACAACUUUCCUGAUGUGGCCGGAAAGUCUCAGGCCAACAUCAUUGUGAAUGUUCUUGAGAGGCCCUCUGCUCCGUAUUGCUCCGUCCACGGGGAUGUGGAAUCUGGUCAUUUGGUCACUCUGACCUGCCACAGUGAGCGUGGCAGCCCGGCCCCGACAUACACCUGGAUCAGACUGGAUCAGACCAAGACAAGGAUGCCUGUACUGGGAAGAACGACCCAAACCGGAAUACUGGAAAUCAGAAACAUAUCCCAGUUUGAGUUUGGGGAGUACCAGUGCAACGCUACAAAUGUGGUGGGAUUUUCAACUUGCACUAUAGAGCUGGGUCACGAAGUGGGAGACGGAGUGAUUGCUGGUGCGGUGAUCGGCGCGCUGCUAGGCUGUGUCCUCAUCAUCCUGGUCGUGUGGUUCAUCGCUCACACUUUGAAGAAACGCAAAUACAAAGCGGUCAGAGCAUCCGAGGCCAACGAGAUGAAGAGGAGCCCUCAUCAGGCCCAGGAAGACUCAGAGGGUGUUCCCAUGGCAACCACUGCCGGCAACCUCCAGGCCGAGGAUGAGCCACACGCCUAAAAAAGGCCCGUUGAAAACAACUGGAGCGACGUCACGAUUGUGAAUAACAGGAUGUCCAGUCUCCAACAUACGUCAUUAUCAAAUGUAAUCAAUAUGAUGGGGCUCAUGUUGCAUUUUGUUACAGGUUUUCUGAAUCUAGAAAGGUAAUAUCCUUACCAUUAAUUCACUCUUUUACAGCUUUUUUAAUGUGUUUUUUAAUACUAAUUUGCUUGAAUGUAGACACAAUAUUUGUAGUGAUUUUGUUUGUUUUAACGUCUCAUAGUUAGUACGGCAUUCAAACCAUGUUGUGUAGACCAGAGUGAGACAAGCUCAUUCCAUGUUUAUUGUCUUUUAUGAUUACCUUGUUAAAAAACAACAAAACCCGCAAUGAGACAAGCUUACAUUCAAAUUUAGUCUUUUAAACGAUAACAUAUCUGAAGUAUUACAACGGCUUUAGAAAAUGUAAUCUCCUGGAUCAACCUUUAGGUGAUCUUUGGUAAUACAAACUGCCAAGCAGCUGUGAAUUAAGUAUGACUGUUUUAUGUAAUAAGGUUCAGAGAUCUCGAUUAAAUGAAAUAUUGUGUUUUCUGA